This is a messenger RNA of Babesia microti strain RI, 309 nucleotides long. RefSeq lists its product as hypothetical. Gene Ontology annotation, molecular function: RNA binding. The coding region runs from base 1 to 309 and encodes 102 amino acids. Lineage: Eukaryota; Apicomplexa; Aconoidasida; Piroplasmida; Babesiidae. The transcript is spliced from 4 exons. The record is from RefSeq and is a predicted model, not a curated record.
AUGUAUAAUAGCAAUUGCACAUUCUACCGUUUAGUAUUGAAAGGCCUCCCAUAUAAUGUAACCAAAACAGAAAUUUUAACUCUGUUGCAAAAUUAUAAAACAGAUAUUUCAGACGUUAUACUUAACACUGGCUAUGCUUACGUUGACUUCCACUCAGAAAGUGUUUUAAGGAAGGUUAAGGAUUUUGUCAGGGGUAAAUAUAUAGGAAAUAGGCCUGUAGUUGGGAAAUUGUAUGUACAACACCCGGAAUACCAAUAUAGAACUUCUUGGAGAAGGGAGACAUCACGUAGACAUAUAUAUGAACAUUAG